Messenger RNA from Ooceraea biroi (clonal raider ant), 2909 nucleotides. Its product is annotated as SET and MYND domain containing, arthropod-specific, member 8. The record is from RefSeq and is a predicted model, not a curated record. Gene Ontology annotation, molecular function: protein binding. Lineage: Eukaryota; Metazoa; Arthropoda; Insecta; Hymenoptera; Formicidae.
UUUCCGAAUUUUUGCACAAUUCGGUAUUGGGUAACGUACCCUCCGGACGGCUUGAUUUACGGGGUAGAAUGCGUCUGUGACUCGUAAAUCCCAAGUUUCAUACGUAAAAAAUAAUUUAAUAAUUUGUUAUUAUCGUUUUUGAAACGGGCGAUUUAUAAUAUUAUUGUUUUUAUGUCGUAGAAAAUAAUUUUCCGUUAUAAUGUGUGAGACGCAAAGCAUGUUUGCUUUCGUCAGAUAAAGGAAACCGAUCAAUACGAAGCAUUUCUCGCGCAAAUCGAUACGUGAAGCGAUGGAAACAUAUGUUACCCUCUCAAUUUAUUAACAUUUACUAGAGUUUACCUUUUAAUCAAAAUAAUUACACAAUUAAAAAUUAAUUAUGUAAAUGGCCUGGUCUCUCCGUCGUUUGUACAAAUUAUUCAUUCGAGUAUUUGCGUGCUUUAUUUAUAAUCUGCCAGCAUCUCGUAAAAUGCGUAAAUUGUAAACAGGUUGGCUACUUUUUGACGUGGACACGCUGCCAAAUUAUAAUUCUAUUUUAAACCAACAUUUGUAAAACGGGGUGAGCAAGAGAGAGAGGAAGAGGAGGCGCGAACUCGUGCAGAACAGUGUCUCUCGCGUGUCUUUAAUCCUGAAUGCAUUCGACUAAUUUCACGUUUUCUGAUUGAUCAAAACGAUCAGCAGCCGUUACGAUACAGCCGAAAUAAUUUUAUUCUCCCCGCGACAUGCCGGCCAGCAGCGUAACGCGACUGCGAAAGGACACAUGUAUAAAUACCCGUGUGUGCCACGACUUGCGCGUGUAGUUGUCGCAGGUCUUGGUCCCCGCGGAGUUCGUUCAACCGGCAAAAAUCCGUUCAUUUGGGAAGCAUUCGCAAAAGCAUCCACGAACAACAAUUUACAAGAAUUAAUUACUUAAAUUAAAUUAAUUAAAAAUUAAAAUUAAAAAUCCCAUGAAAACUCACGCGCGUCUCAGGAGGAGCACCUCUGCCUCAAACAAUGUAAGAUUCGCUAAAAUUAAUUCGCUGCUGUUUGUGCGUGGAGGAGGAUCCCGCGCCUAGAGUCAACGCAACAAGAAUUUCCGGGCUGGCUCGGCUGCUCGAAGGUGCGUUUCGCAGCACGGUAUAAAAGGAGGCAGCGAUUGACGGCGCCUCGUUAGAGGAGGCACUCGUACGAGCGAUCCGCGAUCCGGAUGGAGCCGCGUGAGACGGAAGAGCUGCUCGGGGCUCAUCUGUGGAGGAACGAUCUCCCGCAGGAUGAGCCCCGCUCUUGGACGAUCGGCCGCUCUCCCCUGGGCGGUCGCGGCAUGUUCGCCACGCGGGACAUCCCGGCCGGCGAGCUGAUCUUCACGGAUGCCCCGCUGCUGAUUGGACCGAGAUGCUGCAGCAAGCGUCCGCCGAUGUGCGUCGUCUGCUACAGGAACGAGUGUCCUCUCUUCCCGUGUGAUCACGGCUGCGGUCUGCCGAUCUGCUCCACGGAAUGCGAGAACUCCGCGGCGCACGCCGGUGCGGAGUGCCGGUUCCUCAGGGAGUGGUCGCCGACCUGCGGUUCCACCUGGUCCAGGGACCUGCUCCUCGCGGUGGUGGCGAUACGCGGCCUCGCGUUGUCGCAAGAGCAGCGGAAGCUCCUGUAUGCCUUGGAGUGCCACUCGGAUCUGAUCCGGAACUAUGAGAUCGACCUGCUCGAGCGGAACGUGGGGAAUCCUCCGAGCGAGGAGCAGGUGGAGCUGAUGAAGCGCAUCUGCGGUGUCUUCAACACGAAUUCGUUUGAAGUUGUGGUCGCCCGGGACCAGAGGAGCUCCGUGAGCCUGCGGGGUCUUUAUCCGAUGGGCGCGUUGCAGAAUCAUUGCUGCGUUCCGAACACCAGGCACCACUUCGACGACCGGCAACGACUGCACGUGUCCGCUGCGAUGCCCAUCGCCGCCGGUGACGAGCUCACCAUGUCCUACACCGAUCUGCUCUGGGAUACGUCGCGUAGAAGGCAGUUCCUCAGAGUCACCAAACUCUUCGCUUGCGAUUGCAGAAGAUGCGUCGAUCCGCUGGAAUUCGGAUCCCGACUUGGGGCACUCCUCUGCGCCAGGGAUGACUGUUCGGGACAUUUGUUUGCCCGCAGUCCGCUCAGCCGUGAGUCGCCCUGGAUCUGCGACAAGUGUCAGACCAGCGUGAGCCAUAGACAGAUUGAAUGCAUUCGUUCAGGACUGAAGGCAUUUGUAUUGGACGCUAUGCGCAAGAGUCCGCGAGAAAUACUAAAAUUUAUAGAAACGACAUUGUCGAUAUUGGUACCCGCCAGUAAUUACAUUAUGAUGGAUAUGAAGUAUUGUAUAAUUUCCUAUUUCGGCAGAGCCGCCGAUCUUAAAUGGGAAGAUCUCACCGAUGCGGAACUUAAGAUCAAGGGAGCGUAUUGUCACGAUAUACUUUCUGUUUUAGAGGCUUUAGGCUUCGGAGAUUCCAUUAAGAAAGGCCUCGUCUUGUACGAGCUGUAUCGCACGAACGUCGAGUCGUGCAAACGCCACGUCUCCGAGGACAGACGGACACAUUCACGUGUGAGAGAUAACGAUAACGAACACCUGUUGCGCAAGGCAAUGAGUAUAUUACAGAACGACGUCGGCGCAGCCUGCGUUCGCGGAAGCGACUGAACGCAAACCGACGUCGCGCUCGGGACAGGAUCACUCGUAUUUAUUGCGUUACAUUUGACACUCGUCCGGGUGGACGACGUUACAUCGACACUUCGGUGCGCAAAAAUUAAUUCGUGCACACGUAUAUAAUUACAAUCGUUCAAAUGUACAUGAGCGAGUUACUCCAUUUACGUAUGCGGCGAUUACUCGUCAAAUCUUAUCGUUAUUAUCAAUAAUUAUCAAAGUGAUACUCGGACAAAAAAGUACGAUCGAUCAACGACUGGCUCGUACGCGGCUCGUUCGA